UCAUUCAACCGGCGUGCACGAACUCGCUUAGGCUUGUACACUCUCCGCUCUCUCUGUUUCUGUUCCUACAAUAAUGCGACGCUCAAAUCCCCCCAUUCAUUUCCUCGCCGCCACCGAGACCGCCACCUCAAUGUCUUCGCACGCACCCCACCGAGGACGCGGCAGAGGAUUCUCCGGCCGCCCCUACUCCGGCGGCAGAGGCCCCUUCGUCACCGGCGACGAGCACCUACGCUCCGUCCGCGACGCCAAUUUAGGACUCCGGCGAGGCGAGAGGGGAACCUUCCCGAACCAAACGCCGCACCAUCACAAUCCGCCGUAUAAUCCGAGGCAUCAUCCACCGCCGCCACCUCACCAUCACCGGCCUCAGUUUCCUCAUCCUCCGCCGCCGCAGUUCCGUCCGCCUCAGCCGCAGUUUCGGCCGCAGCAGUUCCGUCCACCUCCGCAGCAAUUUCGGCCGCACUUUCGUCCGCCGUCGCAAUUUCGGCCCUCGGAUUAUCGAGACUGGGAGCUUGCUCUGACGCCGCCGCCGCCUCCAAAUUCCGAGCGAUUUAAAGUGCUUUCCUAUAAUAUAUUGGCUGACUACCUUGCUUUGGACCACCGGAACCAACUUUAUUUUCACAUACCUAAAUACAUAUUGGACUGGCAGUGGAGAAAGAGAAGCAUAAUUUUUGAGCUGGGGUUGUGGUCUGCCGAUAUCAUGUGUUUACAGGAGGUUGAUAGAUUUCAUGAAUUGGCAGAGGAGUUGAAGCCUAAGGGAUACAGCGGCAUCUGGAAGAUGCGUACAGGUAAUCCAGUUGAUGGUUGUGCAAUCUUUUGGCAAAAUUCAAGGUUCAAUUUGUUAUAUGAAGAAUGCAUCGAGUUUAAUAAGCUAGGACUUAGGGAUAAUGUGGCUCAACUAUGUGUACUAGAGUUCAUUAAUCGAAAUAGCUCUCUCCCAUCCAGCUUGACAGGCUCUAGUAAAGUUGUGGUUUGUAACAUUCAUGUGCUAUACAAUCCUAACAGGGGAGAAAUUAAGCUUGGCCAGGUCCGAGUGCUACUUGAUAGGGCUAAAGCUGUUUCUAAACUCUGGAAUGACGCCCCUGUAGUUAUCUGUGGGGAUUUUAAUUGUACCCCUAAGAGUCCGUUAUACAACUUUAUAUCAGAACAGAAGUUAAAUCUGUCAGGAAUAGAUAGGAAUAAGGUAUCAGGACAAGCUUCUGCUAUAAUUCGUCCACCAAAGCAAUAUGGUCCUAUUUCUAGUGAAAUAUCUGGUAAUGGUUCAGUCCAGGUCACAUCCAUUGAAGGUGAUAAGGAAGUUAUUAAACAAAAUAAUUCUCAGUCAGGCACGAGGGACCUUGACAUAUGUAACAGUUUGGAUGAUCAACAUACUCAGACUGUUUUGGACAUGUCUGUUAAGUCUUCUACAAAUCUGGAGUGUGGAAAGGAAAGUGAUGCAUAUGAAGGAAAAGAUACACAGGAAACUGCCGUUGACCAUUCUAAGAUCUUUUGUGAAGUUGGUAGCAUAAAAAAACCUGAUCCUUCUUAUAGUGAAGGUAGGCUCCAUAUGGAUGAUGUAAAUGGUGAGAAUCAUGACAUUACACCUGUGACCUCCUCAGCUCCUGAAGCAGUUGAAAGUGAUACGAAUAGGAUGGGUAGCAAUGAACAUAUACCAGAUGCUGUCCCAACUUCAAAUAAAGAAUUAUUAAGCCAAAAAUCCAACCUACAUGUCCCUGAAGGGAAUAAAAAUGUGGAGUUUAACUGUUCCCCAACCUCUCUCCAGGAAGACGAUCAGUCUUCCAGGGUGAGGAUUGAUCUUGAGUCAAUAGAUCUAGACAAUUUAGAAAUUUCUUCAACUAAACCAGCCAGCCAGCCUUCAGUUUCCAAUGCAUUUGAAGUCCCUUGUACAGAGUAUGGAGAUAGCCCAUCUCUUGAGAAAAUUGCUAAUGACCAAAAUAACAGAUCAUCAACCUCAUGUCUAGUUGACAAAUCACAUCAAUUGUCCAAUAUCAAAUUUCCACUAGAUGAAAAAGAGAGAUCAUUCCUCGAGGAGAUAGAAAAAUCCAUUACUAGCGGUGAAAAUGUUGGUGAAGAUCGCAGCAGUUUCAUAUCUGCCUUACAUAAUGCUGAAGGAGCCACUCUUGAUCUUGGCCCAUCAACACCAAUGAAGUCAGAUCUUGAAAAUUUAUAUCAAUAUGAGAAAUUAGAUUCUGCUUCCGACAACUUGGUGCUGUCCAUAGAAAUCAAUGAAGUGAAGGAUGACUCUUCUCCAAGUCAGAUUUCUACCUCUAUUGAUGCAGAGAGAGCUACUUAUAAUCCGUCACUGUGGACCCCUGUGGAAAUAGAAACUGCAACUGGAAAUGCUGAGUGCACCUUCUUGGAGCACCCUUUACUGCUUAGGAGCACGUACACUGAAGCUAUGGAUUGUUCUGGGACUAGAGAUCCCCAUGGAGAGCCCCUGGUGACCAGUUAUAAUAGGCGCUUCUUGGGAACUGUUGACUACAUUUGGCGAUCUGAAGGUCUUCAAACAACCAGAGUUCUUGCUCCGAUGUCUAAACUUGGCAUGGAAUGGACUCCGGGAUUCCCAACAAAGAAAUGGGGCAGUGAUCAUAUUGCUUUGGUUACCGAGUUGGCUUUCUUGAGAGAUGGUACCGACAUCAGCAACAAUGUCAAAUAGCAGUUUAUUCGACAACCUGUGGGCAUUUGCCAUUGUUAGAUCAUUGGAUGUUGUGCCUAGGCUUGGCCAGGUUUGGACACCCUCAAGUGACCAAGUGUCAAAUGAAAAAUGUGGGUGUAUCGACCUUGCGUGGGACUUUAACUCAAAUCAACAGUGGAUCUUUGGCGCUCUUUUUUACUUGGGAGGAUCCAAAUUCUGCCCUAAUUUACCCCCUUCAUGUUUUAUGUUGUACGGGAGUUUAAAGGUUCUUCUGCGAAAGCUGAGAGCCUGAGACGUGUUUCUUUGGAAUCAAGUAUUUAUGUUGAUCCUGAAGUCAAUCCUGUAAAUUUAAUAAAAACAUUUUAGCUCAUGAUAUACCAAUCUAAGGUUUUUUUUAGCUGUUAGUUAACUAGGUUAAGAUGUGAUAUUUGUAACCACUUUUUGUUUUUUAUUUUUAUAAAAAAAAAUUAGUUAAUAGCGUUCUAU
Cajanus cajan (pigeon pea) is the source of this 3118-nucleotide messenger RNA. NCBI's taxonomy places the organism in Eukaryota, Viridiplantae, Streptophyta, Magnoliopsida, Fabales, Fabaceae. The record is from RefSeq and is a predicted model, not a curated record.